GACAUGAUAAACAUUGACAAGCAGCUGUUCCUGCUGUAUUAUGUUACAGGGCUCACGUGUGAGACUUUACUGCGUAAAGAGUUGCUGAAGUGUUUUACAGAAACGUUUUUGUGUCACCGUUAAAACAAUGGAACCUGUAAUAAAAAUAAAUCCUGGAGCCACAAAAUGUGACAUUCGCCAGAAAGUUUGGGACUACAUCGAAGAUAAGAAUCUGGCAAACUUCCCGAGACCUGUUCACAACAGAAUCCCAAACUUUAAGGGUGCUUUCACAGCCUGUGCCAAAGUAUCUGAACUCCAGGCGUUCACCCAGACAGCUGAGGUGAAAGUGGAUCCUGAUAAACCUCUGGAGGGUGCCCGGCUGGCAGUGCUACAGGCACAGAAAACGUUAUUAGUUCCCACUCCUCGCUUACGUACUGGCCUUUUCAAUAAGAUUACCCCUCCCCCGGGCGCCACCAAAGAACAGUUGCGCAUAUGUUCUUCCUCUCAGGGUGUGAAAGAUUUCAGUGUGCCUAUUGGUCUGGAUGCCAAGGUGAAGGUAGAUCUGGUGGUGGUUGGCUCAGUUGCAGUGUCAGAGAAAGGUUUUCGGAUUGGGAAAGGAGAAGGCUAUGCAGACAUGGAGUAUGGCAUGAUGGCUGCAAUGGGAGCCGUCAGUGAGUCUACAGUGGUGGUUACUAUUGUGCAUGACUGUCAGGUGGUAGAUAUCCCUGAGACCCUUAUAGAGAAACAUGACCUGACUGUGGACUACAUCCUCACACCCACCAGAGUUAUUAAAACAGACUGUCAGCUCCCCAAGCCACAAGGUAUCAUCUGGACCAAGCUGGAUACGGAGAAGCUGGAGAAGAUCCCCAUCCUGAAAAAGCUGCGUGCUCUGGAGGAGCAGGCAGGAAAGGACGUUACACUGGGGGCGGCGCCUGCUCCAGCGGAACCCGGCCUGCAGACGGGUCAACCCAGAAGGCAAACCAAACAGAGGCCGAGGCAGAACACACAGCAAGGUGGGGAAGGAGAAUAUAAACGGGACACCAAACCAGAAAAAAGGGCAGCAUCUGAUCAGAAAACCAGACAGCGUCCACCUAGAGUGAGAAAAGAAAGCAGAGGAGAUGGCAAGGGAGGCAGUGAGGGAGAAAUCGUUGAGAAAGCAAAGGGGAAAAGUGGAGGGAGCAUGAAGGAAAAGGGUGUCGAAGAGGGUGGAAAUGAAGUCACGUCUCAGCGUAAGAUCCCCGUCACUGUGACCACAGUUUACCUGGGUGGAAUCCCUGCUGGGCUGCGAGUUAGUGAGUUGAAAACGGCCCUCAGGGAGCGAGAGGCUGCACCGCUGAGGCUCACCUGGCAGGGAGCUCAACACAGGGCCUUCCUGGACUACAGCGACCCCCAGGCUGCAGAUCAGGCCCUGAAGGCUCUGCAGGGUCUGUCUCUGAAUGGUCACGACCUCCAGGCUGAGCUGGCCAAGAGUCAAAGAGGAGGCAAGAGGACUGGAGUGUCCAAUAGGAGACCGAGACCAUCAACAGCUCAAAAGUCUAAGACGGCACCGCCAGAGACUAAGGGUGACACCCAUGAAAAGAAUGAGCAGUAAGAGCCGUAGAAAGGUACACAGCUCCAGUGUUAGUAACAGUAUUAAUUGUAGAGCAGCCGUCAAUGCCUUAAAACGUUUCUUUUUUUUUUUUUUUUUUUUUUUAAUUAAAUCUGAGUUUCUUUAGCUAAAUGAGACUUAAGUGCGAUAACAUUAAAUUCUUUUCAUUUGAAAAAAAUAUUUUCAUUACUGAACAAUGGUUUUGUAGAAUGUGUAAAUACCUCUCACAGUUCUUUGCCAUUUCCUUAUCAUUUGUUUUAUUCUGACAUGUCUCCUGGUCUAAACUACAUUCAUUAAGAUUUUCAAAGGCAAGCUCUUGUGUUUAUUGCAUGUGUAGUUAUCACAGUUACAUCGUCUAUGAAAGUUAUUUUUCCGGUUGUGUUUGCCUGUUUGUCAGUUAUGUAAAGUAUUUAACAAAAAGGUCACUGGCCCAAGGAGGAUGGGUCAGCUUUUUGUGUGAUAGCGCCACACUGUGGCCAUAUAGAAAAAAACAGGUUUUCUAAUUUGUGCAAAUGGAUUCAGAAUUCUCUGGUCCAACAUGUAUUUAUCAUUCAUCAUUCAGUUUUGCUUAUGAAAUUUCUACUAAUCUGAAUAUUUCGGAAUAAACUACAUUUUUAUUUCUACAAUACCAAAUCUUAGACAUUUUUUUUUACAUACAGGCAGCUCUAAAGUUUUUGCAAAAUGUAAACAAAGCUGCAAAACUGUCUUGGAGAUUUUUUUUGGAAGCUGCAUCAAUAAUCUGAGUUGAUAAUUUGCACUAUUUGUCUUUAAACAAUUUCUGAGAUUUAGGGUUUCUCCAUAACAGUGUGGUUGUCUAUCAGUAUGUUGAGGUGAAAGUCUGGAUACAAGUGUGUCCAUUUAGAAGACUGUCUGGCUUUUUGGAGCCAUGCUUUUCCCACAUGCUUACUGUGCUGUCUACGUUUCUCUGUAAGUAUGGUUUGAAAAUGAACAUAUUAUAUGUAGAUGUAUUUCCUUUAGUUUAUAACCGUUUUUUAUUCAAUGUCUGGUUAAGUGAGUGGUAGAACAUCACCAGCUUCAAAGUUUAUUGAAUUAGAGAUGUAACCAUUCAAGAUUUUUAAAGUACUCUACAGUGUUGAAUUAUAAUGGUCUCUAUUAAAUGUUUGACUGUAAA
Messenger RNA from Sphaeramia orbicularis (orbiculate cardinalfish), 2699 nucleotides. It is a transcript of the gene mthfsd, whose product is annotated as methenyltetrahydrofolate synthetase domain containing. Gene Ontology annotation, molecular function: RNA binding. The transcript is spliced from 8 exons. The record is from RefSeq and is a predicted model, not a curated record. Lineage: Eukaryota; Metazoa; Chordata; Actinopteri; Kurtiformes; Apogonidae. Gene Ontology annotation, cellular component: cytoplasm. Bases 128 to 1570 code for a protein of 480 amino acids.